Molecule: messenger RNA, 2914 nt
Organism: Artibeus jamaicensis (Jamaican fruit-eating bat)
Lineage: Eukaryota; Metazoa; Chordata; Mammalia; Chiroptera; Phyllostomidae
Gene: HOMEZ
Product: homeobox and leucine zipper encoding
Exons: 2
Coding region: 167-1789 (540 amino acids)
Biological process (GO): regulation of transcription by RNA polymerase II
Cellular component (GO): nucleus
Molecular function (GO): DNA-binding transcription factor activity, RNA polymerase II-specific; DNA binding
Source: RefSeq, a predicted model, not a curated record
CAACUCGCUGUGCCAGGCUGGGCUAGACCGUCGCGCUCUCGGGGCGGAAGGGGCAGUUGUGGUCCCGACCCUCCGUGCUAGUGGGCUCGCAGCAGGCCGCACCGGGCGGGAACCCCACUUCCAUCCUGGAGGUCCCCUGCCCUUUCUCCCUCUUUUCGCCCGGCCCAUGGUGCGAGUCUUGGAGCGGCCGCCCGGGCCGGACCCCGCUGUCUCUGAAGGGCACAAAUCAGAAAGCACCAUGCCUCCUAACAAAGAGGCCAGCAGUCUUAACACCUCCCAUGCGGGGCUCAUCUGUCUCCCUCCAAUCUCCGAGGACCUCCAGCUUGUGUGGACUCAAGCAGCCCAGACCAGUGAGCUGGAUGGCAAUGAACACCUGCUACAAACCUUCAGCUACUUCCCCUAUCCCAGUCUAGCAGACAUUGCCCUUCUCUGCCUACGCUAUGGGCUGCAGAUGGAGAAAGUCAAGACUUGGUUCAUGGCCCAACGCCUCCGCUGUGGCAUCAGCUGGUCAUCUGAAGAAAUAGAAGAGACGCGAGCACGAGUGGUUUAUCACAGGGACCAACUUCAUUUCAAAUCCCUUCUCUCUUUUACUCAUCAUGCAGGGCGGCCCCCAGAGGAGGUGCCUUCUCCAGUGCCACCUCCAGAACAAGUUAGUCUUGGAAUAGUGCCCCUGACUCUUAGUGAGCCUACCCAGACGAAAGGAUUAAAGGCAGAGCCUGAGGACCCCUCAGAGCCACUGAGUCACCAGAAAGCAAAGGAGCCCCUGGUUGCACCUGGCAGUAGAGCACUCUCUCACCAGUCAGAAUUUUGGCAGGAUCUUCAAAGCAGUGGCCUCCCUAAGGAUCAGACAGGCAGGGCUCCUGACCAGUCUCAUGGCCUUGGUCCUGCUUCCUGGAACCACUCCACAGCUGUCCACCAGCCACAUGCUCCAGAUAAGCCCCCACCAACCUCAUUAUCUGCCAGUAGUUGUAAGCAGGGGUCAGCGUCUAAUGUGACUCCUCCUUCUUCUACCUCUUCCUCUUUCCAGGUACAAGCUAAUGGAACUACCGCCACCUCUACACCCCUCCAGCCGCUGGGCCGUCUCCCACAGCCACUGUCACCCAGUGAACAGGCUCUGCCGCCACAUGUGGAGCCAGCCUGGCCCCAGAGGCUAAGGCCUAACUCAGUACUAGAUAGGGUUGGCCCUGCCGAGUACCUUUCCCCAGAUACCCAACGCCAGCGAAAGACCAAGCGCAAAACCAAAGAGCAGUUGGCUAUCCUCAAAUCGUUUUUUUUACAGUGUCAAUGGGCACGCCGUGAGGAUUACCAUAAAUUAGAACAGAUCACUGGUUUACCUCGGCCUGAGAUUAUUCAGUGGUUUGGUGACACACGCUAUGCCUUGAAGCAUGGGCAACUAAAAUGGUUUCGGGAUAACGCAGUGCCCAGUGCCCCUAGUUUCCAGGACCCAGCAGUUCCCACACCAUCGCCUUCAACUCGCUCCUUGAAUGAAUGGGCUGACACACCACCUCUGCCAAUGCCCCCACCUCCACCAGAUAUACGGCCCUUGGAGAGGUACUGGGCAGCCCACCAACAGCUACGGGAAAGUGAUAUCCCUCAACUGAGUCAGGAGUCAAGGCUUAGCACCCAGCAAGUACUGGAUUGGUUUGAUUCUCGAUUACCUGAGCCAGCUGAGGUGGUGGUUUGUCUGGAUGAAGAGGAGGAAGAGGAGGAAGAAGAAGUACCAGAAGAUGAGGAUGAAGAGGAGGAGGAAGAGGAUGACAGCGAUGAUGAUGUGAUUAUACAGGACUGAAUGGAGGGCUAUAGAAGGGCAGUUUGUUACUAAAAUAGAACCAACUUAGUAACUGUUUAAACAAAGAAACCACAUUUUUAAAGUUACCUUGUAGCAAAGAACUGAAAAGCUUUGUGUUCUUGAGGUUGGGGGAAACCUGGAUGUUAUGAGGGUGGACCAGGGAGGAUGAGCGUAAGGCACAAAUGUGGGGGUUCAGUGGGCAAAAAUCCAGACCUCUGGCCUCAGUGAAGACAGUGCUAAGGAUCUGGCCCAGACUAUGGGCUGGGUAAAGGCUCUUGCUCUCAUCUGCUGUUUUUUUCCCUUAGUAGACUACAGAGAGGCCAGACCUUAGUUCCCUGUAUAUAGGAGGACUGGAAAAGAGGAGUGAAAAUUUGAAUUGAUUCCAAUGCACCCCCUAGUCCCGCUGUUUUUCUUGGAGUACAAGGCUGCCUUGCACCUGUCCUUUUCUCUCUGAGCACAACUCCAAGCGUAAUGCAGCUGAAAUCUCAGUAUGUCCCAGUCUCACAAAUAUUUCAGCUCUUUUACCUGCUUCAUUGUUGAAUCACACAGGAAGCAGAAUGUUUUCAUUUCUGAUACUGGGACCACUUUGCCUUGUACCUUUUUAUCUCUUUCUAAAAUCCUCAUUCUCUUCAUUAUGUCUCAGGGUAAAUCUUCCCCAUGGAGCUUGUGAAAAAAAAAAUAACUGGGUGGAGAAUAAUUUAGACUGGAUAUUUAUUGAAGACGGGAAUUAGGGGAGAUGUCCUUUUAAAAAAAAGUAGAGUUAGGCUACAGAGAUAUAGAGGAGAGGGAAUGGCCUCUGCUGCUCAGAGGACUGCGGGCAGGUUGCAGGUUUGGUUUUACAAGCCUGACACUCCCUCCUGCCUGACUUGACAGGGACUGAUUUUUUGUUGUUUUGAUGUUGGUUCAAUUUGUAUACAGAAAGAGACUUUCCCUCUCUUUAUAGGAGCUGCCUUGGGGACAGGAGGACCAUGGUCUUCAACAGAAUUGAGUGCUGUUCAAGAAUGUUUUUUAUCAGUUGGGGUCAGAUAUAAUGAUAGCAGUGGGUUAACCAUAUAGAAGUAAGAGUGGAAGCCCCAAAUUGCUAGAACAAUAAAAAGGCCAAAAAUAAAAUUGUUUCUCUCUCCA